Molecule: messenger RNA, 630 nt
Organism: Protopterus annectens (West African lungfish)
Lineage: Eukaryota; Metazoa; Chordata; Ceratodontiformes; Protopteridae
Product: probable peptidyl-tRNA hydrolase 2
Exons: 7
Coding region: 52-630 (192 amino acids)
Cellular component (GO): cytosol; mitochondrion
Molecular function (GO): peptidyl-tRNA hydrolase activity; protein binding
Source: RefSeq, a predicted model, not a curated record
GAUUCGUUUAGCUGUUUCCUUUGUUAUAUGUUAUGGGACCCGUGAGAUAUAAUGGGGACGGGGCUACUGAUAUUUUGUUUGAUUAUGAAAUGGUCCAUUUCUAGUUGUAAGCACGAAUUACUGAAAAUGCAGGAAGAAAAUAAUCAUACUUCUGAGACAGAGGCUGGGGAUGCAGAUGUGAGCCUUGAGCUCUUGCAGCAACUGCGGAAUCUGGAUAUUCCAGAAGAAGAUGCAAAGAAGGCUUUAUUACUUACGGGGAAUGUGUCAGCAGAAGACGCAGCCAUGUUUUAUUUUAACCUGUUGGAUAAUAAGGACGAGGAGGAAAGUGAUGAAGAUGAAGGCAUUUGGUACAAGAUGGUGUUUGUUGUAAACAUGGAGCUCAACAUGGGUGUUGGGAAGGUUGCUGCUCAAGUGGGUCAUGCAGCAGUUGGUCUAUAUCAAAUCAUGCAAGAAGAGUCCACAUGGAAGGAAAUGUGCCUAAAAUGGGAUCAAAGUGGGGCAAAAAAGAUUGUUCUUCAAGGAUCAAAUGCUGCCCAUCUUCUAGAACUGCAGGGGAUAGCCUUAAGUUUAGGAUUGCCAAAUUACACAGUACAGGAUGCAGGGAGGACACAGAGAAUGAGCAUUCUUUAA